This is a messenger RNA of Anopheles coustani, 1522 nucleotides long. RefSeq names its product kynurenine aminotransferase (gene Kyat). Gene Ontology annotation, biological process: biosynthetic process. Gene Ontology annotation, cellular component: cytoplasm; mitochondrion. NCBI's taxonomy places the organism in Eukaryota, Metazoa, Arthropoda, Insecta, Diptera, Culicidae. The record is from RefSeq and is a predicted model, not a curated record. The transcript has 3 exons. Gene Ontology annotation, molecular function: pyridoxal phosphate binding; L-kynurenine:2-oxoglutarate transaminase activity. Bases 98 to 1450 code for a protein of 450 amino acids.
UGUCGUGUCUGGUUGUGGGAAGAUUAGGCCUGUUAAGGGUUUUUUUGUUGUUUCUUUUACAUUGUAUUUUGUUCUCCGUUUGCCAUAUAAACCCCGAAUGCUCUGUCAUCGUAGUACGUUCCUGGGGCGCAUUGCUUCGCAGUACACUCGGUGGACAUUAACGGCUAGAACGAUGUCAACAAAUAAAUUUGACCUUCCAUCCCGCUACCAGGGUGCCACGAAGAGCGUAUGGGUGGAGUAUAUUCAGCUCGCACUGCAAUACAAACCGCUCAACCUUGGGCAAGGAUUCCCGGAUUAUCAUGCUCCGAAGUAUGCACUGGAUGCGCUUGCGGCCGCCGCCAACAGCCCGGACCCGUUGGCAAACCAGUACACCCGGGGAUUCGGCCAUCCUCGUUUGGUGCAGGCGCUGAGUCGCAUGUAUUCCGGUUUGGUGGGGCGUACGAUCAACCCCCUCAGUGAGGUUCUAGUAACAGUUGGCGCUUACGAGGCGCUGUACGCAACGAUUCAAGGUCAUGUGGACCAAGGGGACGAAGUAAUUAUUAUUGAACCUUUCUUCGAUUGCUACGAACCGAUGGUCAAAGCCGCUGGCGGUGUUUCGCGAUUUAUUCCGCUGGUUCCGAUGGUAACCGGUCGAACAAUAUCCUCCGAAGACUGGAAACUGGAUCCCCUGGAAUUGGCGAAACUUUUCAAUGAGAAAACGAAAAUGAUCAUCAUCAACACGCCGCACAAUCCCUUGGGAAAAGUAAUGAGCCGCCAGGAGUUGCAGAUGGUGGCGGAUUUGUGCAAAAAAUGGGAUGUCCUGUGCGUCGCGGACGAAGUCUACGAACACAUGGUGUACGAACCGUACGAGCACGUGCGCAUCUGCACGCUUCCGGAUAUGUGGGAACGCACGAUAACGAUCGGUUCGGCCGGGAAAACUUUUUCCCUCACCGGCUGGAAGAUCGGAUGGGCUUAUGGGCCGGAAAAUUUGAUGAGAAAUUUGCAGAUGGUGCACCAGAACUGUGUGUACACGUGCGCCACUCCCAUCCAGGAAGCGAUUGCGGUUGGUUUUGAAAAGGAACUGAACCAGUUGUCCAGCCCAGAGUGCUACUUCAAUAGCAUCUCCAAGGAACUAAUUACGAAGCGAGAUUAUAUGGCCAGAUUUUUGGAGGACAUUGGCAUGCAUCCAACGGUUCCACAGGGUGGAUACUUCAUGAUCGCUGAUUGGUCGAAGCUUGCCGGCCAGGUCGAUCUGUCGGGAGAAACUGAUCCGCGUCGCGACUAUCGUUUCACAAAAUGGAUGACGAAGAAUGUGGGGCUGCAGGGAAUACCGCCAUCGGCGUUCUACGCCGAAGAACACAUGUCGCUUGGUGAAGAUUUUGUGCGCUACUGCUUUUUCAAGCGGGAUGACACCUUGGAGCAAGCAUCUAGUAUCCUAACGGAAUGGAAAAACAAUAGCAAGUCUAAGUAAAUCUCACCGCUUUCGAUAGCAGUUGAAAUCGUGGUUAAUAACAAUAAAAAAACCAACAGCAUUUGUAUCCAA